CCAGGGAUAGGGAAUUUUAACUACUCAAAAAAUAUGCGAAUUGAGGAUAUGUUAAUGAGAAAAAGGGCCAGUGAAAUUGAGAAAUUCAUGCAAUGGGAGAAGCAUUCAAAUUAUCUCAACCGCUCAAAUGUAAGAGCAGAAAAGGAAAAAGAGUGGUCAUCAAACAAAUUCUUGGAGCAAAGCUUAAUGGCUUAUGCAGAGCAAAAUAAAGGGCAGAAUGAUAAAAAUCUUGAGGAGAGAAGGAGAAAAUUGCUUCAUAUUUUGGAAAGUGAUGCAGAAAAUGAGAAGAAUUUGCUCGAGGUGUAUACUGAGCGUUCUAAGGGAAAAUCAGCUAUGUUGAUUCGGUCGACUGCAUUAAAGCAAGCACGUGAUUUGGAAAAAGCAAAGAUAGCUGAAAGACUCUUAGCUGAGCAUUUCAGAAAAAACAACCCAGAUUUGAGGGAGAUGGUCCGAGUGGCAGGUCAAAAUGAAUUGGUAGAUGGUUGGCGAGAACAAUUAAAUGAACGUAGUGAAUUAAAACAGUCAGAGACAAUGAAUCAAAUUGUCAAUGAAGAAAUUGAAUCAGAAACUAAAAAACGUGAUGAAAAACAGGCUGAAUUAGUGGAAUUACAACGUUUACAAGCUAAAGAAAAACAUUUAGAGCAUCUUCGACAACAAUUGGAUGAAUUGAAUUCACGUGAAAAAGAGGCAAAUAAAUUAGUUGAAAAAGAAAAAGCCUUAAUUAAACAAUUAGCUCAGAUUGAUCAAUUGGAAAAAGAACGACGUAAAAUUGAAGAAAAAUGUCAACGUGAGCUCUACGGACGCGCACUACUGCAUCAACAUCAAACAGCGUUAAGAAAACGUUCAGAAUUUAUACAAUCUGAAUUAAAAGCUGAUUUAAAUUGGUUAAAUCAGUUAGCUGAACAAGAAAAUUUAGAUCAUGAAAAUGCUAUGGAGAAAAAACGUACAGAAAGAGAUAAUGUGCUAGCAAUGCAAGAAUUAAUUGAAUGUGAAUUGAAAAAAGAGAAAAUUAAAGAAUUAGAGUUAAAUGAAUUACAAGCUUAUGAAGCUUCAAGGAUAUGGGCUAAACGUGAAGAAGAAUGGCGUAAUGAAACGGCUGCUAGACAAAAACUUUUACAAGAAGUAAUUGAAGAUCGUAGAAAACAGGUAGCUGAACAAUUAGCUCAAAAUCAACAAUUACAACGUGAAGAAUUGGCCUCAAGAGAAGCACUGCUCGAAAAAAUUGAAAAUGAUAAUCUCAAUGAUAAAUUAGAAGUGAGCAGACGUCAUGAACAAGCUGUUGAGCAUAAUAAAGAGCUAAAUAAUCAAUUAAGCGAGAAAAUUAAAGCUGAUCAAUUACGUGAAAAUGAAAUUAAAGCUGAUUUAGAAGCACAAGAAAAAGCAGAACAAGCCUAUGAAGAAAUGUUAAGACAAGAAGCUGAAAAUUUACGUAUAAAAGAGAAACAAUUGAAAAAUCUUACUUAUUAUCGAUCUAGUCAACCAUAUUUAAAUAAUAGUAGUAGAAAUAUAUACGGUAGGUAGGAUAGGUCUUUACCCCAUCCAUACAUGACCUUGAGUUUAGCCGUGUAAAACAAAAGUGAACAAGUCAAUGCUAAAUAUAUAUUUCAUUGCAUUGUUUGUUUGUCAAGGCUUUUCUAUGAAUAAGAAAUAUUUUCUGCUUUGGCUGUGUAACCAAGUACAUUCUUCUUCGGCUAAUAUUUAUGUAUUUAAAUUAUUACUGUAUUAUUAAAUGGUAACUAGGUGUGUAUGUGAUCAGUUUCUAUUGAACACUUGAACAAUUAUAAUUUCACGACAACACCUUACGUCAAAUGAAUGUAUUUAUGUAUGUGUUCAAAUCGACGACAAUAA
Molecule: messenger RNA, 1848 nt
Organism: Trichobilharzia szidati
Lineage: Eukaryota; Metazoa; Platyhelminthes; Trematoda; Strigeidida; Schistosomatidae
Source: the annotation of a GenBank genome assembly